UUCAGCCCCUCUCUCUCGUAUACCCUACCAAAACCCUAGAAACACACAAGACCUCAACUCAGAACUCUGAGGUAGCUAAAAAAAAAAUUAAAAAUUAAAAAAAAAAUAAUAAUGGGGAAGAAAAGCGUAAUGGAGGACCUCGUCGGAACCCUGGGGGACUUCACCAGCAAGGAGAACUGGGACAAAUUCUUCACCAUCAGAGGUAGAGACGACUCCUUCGAGUGGUACGCAGAGUGGCCCGAGCUCAGAGCUCCACUCCUCUCUCACCUCGACCAACUCCAGGCACAUUCACCGUCUUCUGCCGCAUCGGUGGCUACGUCCUCCCCGCAGAUACUCGUACCUGGCUGCGGCAACUCCCGCCUCUCCGAGCACCUCUACGAUGCCGGGUUUAAGGGCAUCACCAAUAUCGACUUCUCCAAGGUUGUCAUCUCCGACAUGUUGCGUCGCAAUGUGCGGGAACGGCCCGGCAUGCUGUGGCGCGUCAUGGACAUGACCAGCAUGCAGUUCAUGGAUGAGACUUUUGACGCUGUUCUUGAUAAAGGCGGAUUGGAUGCUUUGAUGGAACCAGAGCAUGGCCCUAAGCUGGGGAAUCAAUAUUUAUCAGAGGUGAAGAGAAUUCUGAAAUCGGGGGGAAAAUUUAUUUGCCUUACCUUGGCUGAAUCCCAUGUUUUAGGUUUGCUUUUCUCUAAAUUGCGAUUUGGGUGGAAAAUGAGUGUUGAGGCCAUCCCUCAGAAACCAUCCAGUAAGCCUAGCCUUCGAACGUUUAUGGUGGUUGCUGAGAAAGAGAUGUCUACUAUGUUGCUCGAGAUAUCAUCAUUGUUCAAUGAUUCUUCUCUUGAUUGUAAUGGGAAUCAGGCUUGUGGACUUCAUGAAGCUCUUGAAAAUGAGAACCAAGUUCGACGAGGAUACUCCAAUGGUUCUGAUCUAUUGUACUCACUUGAAGACCUGCAACUUGGAGUUAAAGGCGAUCUUACAAAACUGUGCCAAGGUCGUCGGUUCGAGCUUACUAUGGGUGGAAAAGGGAGCAGUUAUAGAGCCGUACUUCUGGAUGCUCGGCAGCAGUCUGGUCCAUUUGUCUAUCAUUGUGGGGUUUUUAUUGUGCCUAAGACUCGGGCUCAUGAAUGGCUAUUCUCUUCAGAAGAAGGACAAUGGAUGGUAGUUGAAAGCUCAAAGGCAGCUCGUCUUAUAAUGGUUAUUUUGGACACCAGCCACAGUAAUGCCAGCAUGGAUGACAUUCAGAAGGAUUUGUCUCCACUGGUUAAACGGUUGGCACCUGGAGAAGAUGACAAUGGAGCUCAAAUUCCGUUCAUGAUGGCAAGCGACGGGAUCAAGCAGCGGAAUGUUAUUAACAAGGUCUCAUCUUCAUUAAGUGGGCCAAUAGUUGUUGAAGACGUGGUUUAUGAAAACAUUGAUGCUGCUGUUAGUCGUCUUUUUCCAUCCAAAGAUUUGAUAUUCCGACGCCUUAUUUUUGAAAGAACUGAGAGUCUGGUGCAAUCAGAAGCUCUGCUAAUGAAGGAAGGAUCUUCUCAUGAAGUUAAUGAAGUUGAGAGGAAGAAAACCCGUUCGUCCUCCAAAUCUAAGAGAAAGGGAGCUCAGAAACAAAUUGAAGCAAGCAAUGAUCUUAAGGUCGAUCAUAGCUAUUUGGCUAGUUCUUAUCAUACAGGGAUCAUUUCUGGCUUUAACUUGAUCUCUUCUUAUGUGGAAAAUGUGGUAUCAACUGGAAAAACUGUUAAAGCUGUUGUUAUCGGUCUUGGAGCAGGUUUACUUCCCAUGUUCCUUCAUGAAUGCAUGCCCUUUUUACAUAUUGAGGUGGUGGAGUUAGAUCCUGUGAUCCUCAAUCUUGCAAGGAACUUCUUUGGUUUUACUGAAGAUAAAUGUUUGAAGGUGCAUAUUGCCGAUGGAAUCCAGUAUGUUGGAGAGCUCGCUAAUUCUUCAGACAGCACUGAAGUGCCUGUUUUUGAUGGAAAUGUGAAUACUUGUGGCAGUUCAAAGUCUCCUUCGAAGGAAAAUUGCCUGGCAUAUCACAUAGAAGGUAGAGGACCUACCAAGGUUGACAUAAUUAUUAUUGAUGUGGACUCUUCAGACUCGAGCUCUGGGCUGACCUGCCCUGCUGCAGAUUUUGUGGAAGAGUCCUUUCUUCAGACUGUGAAAGAUAGACUUUCUGAGCACGGUCUCUUUGUUAUUAAUUUGGUCUCAAGGUCCUCAGCCAUCAAAGGCGAGAUUGUUUCAAGGAUGAAAACGGUCUUUAGCCACCUGUUUUCCCUUCAGCUUGAGGAGGACGUCAAUGAAGUCCUUUUCGCUCUGCCUUCUGAGUUUUGCAUCAAGGAGUAUUCCUUCCCUGAAGCUGCUCUAAAGCUUGAGAAAUUGUUGAAGUUCAAACACCCAGAGAUGAACCAAAGCAUUUUAGAGGCUGCAAAGAAGGUCAGAUGUCUCAAGUGAAAUACAGCUAAUCGAUACUUUCUUGGGAAUUCAAUACUUGUAUUAAGUUGAAUUGAGUUGUUGUAUAAAGUUUUGUUACAGAAAAUUGCUGCUUCAAAUUGUUGUGGUGAUUGGUAAGAAGUGGAAUGUUUACCAAUUCCGAUUUGCCUUGUGGGAAAUGACAAGAAAAAAUAGCCGAAAACGAAAAACCGAAGAGGAAAACAGUCAAGUUUAAUGUAAACUAGUACUUCUGCUGA
Messenger RNA from Juglans regia (Persian walnut), 2675 nucleotides. Its product is annotated as eEF1A lysine and N-terminal methyltransferase-like. The transcript is spliced from 16 exons. Gene Ontology annotation, molecular function: S-adenosylmethionine-dependent methyltransferase activity. Bases 112 to 2439 code for a protein of 775 amino acids. Lineage: Eukaryota; Viridiplantae; Streptophyta; Magnoliopsida; Fagales; Juglandaceae. The record is from RefSeq and is a predicted model, not a curated record.